AUGGCAAUGGUUUCUUCCAAUGAAAAGGACGCAGCCAGCAUCGAGAUACAGCAACAGAACUCCAGCUCCGAUGGUGACGACUUGUCAAAGUUUAACGGUCCUAUGCUGCUGAGACUCGUUGGAACAGAUAAAGAACGGAUAUUGUUGGAGGAAGCUCAAGCCAACCUUAAACUUGCAACCGAGACAGGUUAUGCGCCUGAACUUCGUCGUAACUUUGGUGUCUUAUCACUUUUGGGUGUGGGGUUUGGUCUUACCAAUUCAUGGUUCGGAAUAUCAGCUUCGUUGGUGACAGGAAUUUCAUCCGGUGGACCCUUACUCAUUGUAUACGGUAUCAUUAUCAUCGCUACAAUAUCGUUGGGAAUUGGUUCUUCUCUCUCGGAACUUGCAAGUGCAAUGCCAAAUGCCGGUGGACAAUACUAUUGGACGAUGAAGCUUGCACCCAAAAAAUAUGCUGCUUUUGCAUCUUAUAUGUGUGGUGCCCUUGGUUGGGCUGGUUCUGUAUUUACCAGUGCCUCCGUCACUAUAUCCAUUGCAACGGGGCUUGUUGGAAUGUACGUUUUGGGUACUGGAGACCCAAACAAAACGGUUAAAACUUGGCAAGUUUUCAUCACAUACGAAAUUGUCAAUUUAUUAUUGGUGGUUUUCAACUUGUGGGAAAGACCAUUGCCAACUUUCCUGAAGGCUUCGUUAUACGUAUCGUUAGCUUCGUUCGUUGUGAUUACAAUUGUCGUUCUUGCAAAAUCUUCUGGUAACUAUCAAGAUGCAAGGUUUGUGUUUGUGGAAUUUUCGAAUGGAACCGGCUGGUCGUCUUCAGGCAUUGCGUUUAUUGUUGGUCUUAUCAAUCCAAAUUGGUCUUUUAGUUGUCUCGACGCAGCAACACAUAUGGCAGAAGAACUUCUUGAGCCUGAAAGACAAAUUCCUAUUGCAAUCAUGGGAACCGUGGCUAUUGGUUUUGUUACCUCGUUCAUCUACUCAAUCUGCAUGUUUUUAUCCAUUCGUGAUUUGGAUGCAUUAUUCUCUUCCAACACUGGAGUGCCCAUCAUGGACAUUUUCUACCAAGCACUUCAAUCGAGAGGUGGAGCAAUUGGACUUGAGGUGUUGAUCAUGCUCACAGCAAUCGGUUGCAAUAUCAAUUCCCAUACCUGGCAAGCAAGAUUGUGCUGGUCGUUCGCAAGAGAUAAUGGACUUCCAGGGUCUCGUUACUGGUCUAAAGUGAGUCCACGAACCGGAGUUCCUAUUAAUGCCCAUUUGAUGUCAUGCGCCUGGUGCGCAGUCAUAGGGUGUAUUUACAUGGGAUCAACUACAGCUUAUAAUGCUAUGGUUAUUGGAUGCAUCAUUUUCUUGCUUCUUUCAUAUUCUAUCCCAGUUACGUUCCUCUUGUUGAAGGGACGGGAUACUAUCAAGCACGGGCCAUUUUGGCUUGGUAAGGUUGGAUUUGUUGGAAAUGUCGUCUUGGUCUGUUGGACAGUGUUUGCUACGGUGUUUUACAGUCUCCCUCCAGUGAUGCCCGUGACGGCUGGUAACAUGAAUUACGUUUGUGUUGUCUUAGCGGUCUACGUUGCGUACUGUGUGAUCUACUGGGUGUGCAGAGGACGGUCCAAAUAUACCACCAUUGAGGAUCGCGAGAAGGAAAUUGAAGAAUUGACCCAUCAGUUAUCAAACAAGGUUGAGCAACUUGAGUUGAGCAUGUCCCACCCGGCUCGUGGUAUGUAG
This is a messenger RNA of Meyerozyma guilliermondii ATCC 6260, 1713 nucleotides long. RefSeq lists its product as uncharacterized. Bases 1 to 1713 code for a protein of 570 amino acids. Gene Ontology annotation, molecular function: transmembrane transporter activity. The transcript has a single exon. Gene Ontology annotation, cellular component: membrane. Gene Ontology annotation, biological process: transmembrane transport. The record is from RefSeq and is a predicted model, not a curated record. Lineage: Eukaryota; Fungi; Ascomycota; Pichiomycetes; Serinales; Debaryomycetaceae.